Molecule: messenger RNA, 3108 nt
Organism: Bacillus rossius redtenbacheri
Lineage: Eukaryota; Metazoa; Arthropoda; Insecta; Phasmatodea; Bacillidae
Exons: 16
Coding region: 1-3108 (1035 amino acids)
Source: RefSeq, a predicted model, not a curated record
AUGUCUAGGGAGGAAGGGGAUGUACAACUCAACGGGACGGACGCGCGCGUGUGCUCGCAGGCGGACAUCUUGCCCGAGGCGGCGCCCUGCUACGACUCGGAGGAUGAGACGAUGGGCCGGCGACGCCACCUGCUGCAGCGCAACAAGCGAGGCACGCCGCUCUACUCCAAGGAGGACAUCCGCGAGCAGUACUGCAUCACCAGCAAGCAGCUAGAUGUGCUGGAGAAGGCGCGCGGACAGGGCGGCGGCCUCUUCGGCUGCCUCUCCGCCUACCACGACAGCUCCUGCCGGUCGCGCAACUCGCUGCUGUCGGUGUGCGUGCGGCGCAAGGCGCCCAGCGACGAGAACCUGCACGAGCUGUGCCGCCGCCCCGCCGCCUCGUACGCGCCCAUCCCGCGCUGGCCGCGCUACCUGCUGCCGCCCCAGGCCUGCGCCUACCCGCCGCAGCCGCCGCCCGACGAGCUCGAGUGCGCCUACUUCCGCCGCCGCCCCACCUCCUUCUGCAACACCGUCGACCCCAAGCGCUACACCUGGCUGCCCGAAGACGAGGAGUGCACCCGGAUGGAGCGGCCGCGGCCGAUACGGCCCGAGCUGGACGACCUCCACGCCGCCGCCGGGGGCGGCUACGACGUCGCGACGCCCCUGAUGGGCCACCGGCCCUGCCCGGCGACAGCGCACCACCUGCCGCCCUACAUGAGCUACAGCUCCGAGUACCUGGGCCCGCCCUGCCCUCAGCAGCAGCCGGACACGCAGCCGCCCCCGCCGCCUCGCGCCAAGCACGUCAGCUUCGCGCGCUCCUACACGCUCACCUCGUUCGACGACGCCGUCGUGAGAGCAGGCAAGGCGGUGCUGGCGAGGAGUCAGGAGCGGCUGAUAGACGGCAAGAAGCUGCCCUCGGAGGCGCCCGGGCUGUCCGGCGCCGACCGGAGACCCUUGCUGGGGGCGGAGUCCCCCAAAGUCGUCGUCAUGGAGAAGCUGAAGCGGGCUCCCAUGAAGACGCAGGCCACCCAGACGGAAGUGUGCUUGGGCCGUAAGCCUCUGGCUCCGAACUACCUGUCGCUCAGCCCUCGCACCAUUCACAGGGUGCGCAUGGUGUCGCAAGGCGCCCAGACGAACGGCAACGACCGCGGCGGCGGCGGCGGCUCGCGACGCCUCACCAAGAGCUACUCGGAGGCGGGCGGGCAGUUCGUGGGGGCCGCGGCGGCGGCGGCGGCGCAGGGCGCCUCGCCGUACGACCACCACCACCACGUCCACCGGGGCGGGGAACCGCACGACGACCACGAGCCCUUGCACCGCACGCAGUCCGAGGAGCCCCCUCGCUCGCCCUUCCUCGUCACCACGCCCCCGGAGAGCCUGGCCGGACACCCGGCGCCCGCGGCGACCCCCGCGUCCUCCGCGGACACGCUGUCGGCGGCUCAGCAGUCGGAGUCCGCCUCCAAGCCCGGCAGGAGCAGGACCUACAAGGAGAUCUUCAUCGACUUCGAGCCGCAGGCGCCGGAGCGACGCAGCAAGAAGCGCACCUUGCAGAAGACGCUCUCGGAGGGCGAGAUCCUGGUGGACAGGCGCCGCGCGCAGGCGCUGCUCAAGGCCGACGGCGAGACGGGAGACGCGGUGCUGGCGGCGUCGACCAGUCAGGAGGCCGUCGCGGACGACUACCAGUGCUACCACGCGCAGGACGACGUGUUCCUGGAGCCGCUGGAGAAGCGCUCCGCAUCGCUGUUCUCGUCGACCCCCGCCGACCUGGCUGCGGCGUCUUCCGCGUCCAACCCCCAGCUCGAGGACCUGCAGGAGGACGAGUUCCACGAGAACCUCAUCUACGGCGGGCUGUUCCGCAAGCGGAGCGUCUCGCUGGAGGACGCCGUGUCCUCGACGGCCAGCGACGCCGACGCGCCGGUGUACCAGCGGCGGGCGAGCCAGGACGACGAGGACGAAGACGAGGAGAUGCUGGAGACGGCGUCCGUGCUCUCGUCCUCGCCGCAGCGAGAAGUGCCCGGGGAGCUGCUGCUGCCGGAGGGGGAAGACGAGCAGAAGAGACCGCCCGCGGUCAGGUCCGGGACCGGGGAGAUGCGCAGGGACGCGAACAACGGACCCCACGAGCGGACGACGACGAGGAGGCAGGAGGAGGACGCCGGCGGUCUGACGCCCAUGGCGACGCUGCUGCUGACCAAGCGGUCGUCGCCGUUCGCUUCCAGCGACUCGCUGGCGAACGACCUCAAGGACCACAGCGACAGCAUCUGGAACGAGUCCCAGGCCACUGUCCUCCAGGCAGACCUGGAGAGUGGUGCGGGGUUGAGCUGCCCGGACCUGAGCGCUCUGGUGGCGUCGUCGGGCGCUGCCAUGUUGUCUCUGACGCCGUCGUCGCGGCGCAAGCAGCUGCUGCUUCUGCAGCACCAGCAGCGCAGCUCCAUGGACACGGAGGCCCUUGAGGAGGAGCUGGACUCCUCCCAAGUUCCACAAGGACCACCUUCUCCUAGGAUGCGAACAAACGGCUCGCAACAUCCAAGACCGACGCUGUCUCUGACGACACCUAGCCAAGAUGAACCUAUGGACCAAGAUGAAGCAAUAGUUCCUAGUAAAAAGCCUCAUCUUCCAGAAAAGAAAGAAGAAAGCAGAAGCCGAAUUCGAGACGUGGUUUUGUCACCUGUUCAUUCUCACCGAACGCUGAGGAGAAGGCGCAGUCCGGUCGCACCACGUUCACCCGAAUCCUCGACGGAGCAACAGUCGCUCGAAUCUGUGGACAGUCUGUCGCGGAGCGCUGGCAGCUCCACGGCGGACCUGCUGCUGGGCCGCGCCGACUCGGGCAAGGCCGGCACGGACAUGUCGGAGGCGUCCACGACGGAGGACUACGUGACGGCCAACGACAACAACUCGGGCACGGACACGAGCUCCCGCCGGAGCGGGUCGUCGUGCCAGCUGCCCAAGGACCGGGGGGCGGCGGCCGGCGCGCGGGCGCACAAGUUCCCCGGCGGCGGCGGCGGCGGCAGCACCGGCAGCAUCGGCGCCGGCGAGGGCAGCUCGUUCGAGAGCGCGUCGUCCAUCUACAGCCUGGCGCGCGGCGAGCUCAACAGCGACGAACUCGCUCAGGCCGCUUUCUGUACAAGAGUCUAG